This is a messenger RNA of Penicillium waksmanii, 831 nucleotides long. RefSeq names its product caleosin family protein. The coding region runs from base 1 to 831 and encodes 276 amino acids. Gene Ontology annotation, molecular function: calcium ion binding; monooxygenase activity. The record is from RefSeq and is a predicted model, not a curated record. NCBI's taxonomy places the organism in Eukaryota, Fungi, Ascomycota, Eurotiomycetes, Eurotiales, Aspergillaceae. The transcript has 5 exons.
AUGCUCGACACAACUUCCACAUAUACAAAAGAAACCAGCGAGGGAAAGCCGUAUAUCAAGCAAGUGGAAAAGAACAAUGAGAUUGUGGUGGUUGCUGAGAAGAGUUACAUCACCAGCGAGCGGCUCCCAGCAGUCUCUCUCGCUAACACCAUAGAAAGCCCCGGUAUUGCGCGAGCUAACACGGCGGUAUCUGAAGAAAAACCCGACGGUGACCUUGAAUGGGCCAGAAAAUGUGACGGUUAUUCGCCCCUUCAGCAGCACAUCCUCUUCUGGGAUCGCGAUGGUGACGGAAUGAUCUACCCUUGGGAUACCUACAUUGGGUUUCGGGAACUAGGGUGCAACAUCUUAUUUUCAAUGAUUGCGACUUUCAUAAUCAACGUCAACUUCUCCUAUCCAACACGCCUAGCAUACUCGUGGUUGCCUGACCCAUGGUUCCGUGUUUAUAUUACAAGCAUCCAUAAAGCUAAGCAUGGCUCAGACAGUGGCGUCUACGAUCCAGAGGGCCGUUUCGUACCGCAACUCUUCGAGAAUUUGUUUUCGAAGAGGGACAAAGAUAGGGAUGGAGCUUUGACGCUUCGGGAGCUUUUCCAGCUAAUGCACGGCCAUAGAUGCGCCGCAGAUCCUUUUGGGUGGUUUGCAGCUUUGUUUGAGUGGGGGACAACUUGGCUUUUGGUUCAAAAGGACAGUAACGUGCAGAAAGAGGAUCUACGAGCUGUAUAUGAUGGUUCCUUGUUCUGGAAAAUAAGGGAAGCUAGAAAGACCCCAGCAGGCUGGACGCAGGGCUGGGGAUUGGGAGGUGAUGGAUUUAUCGGAGGAAAGCAGUUGCUUUAG